UCAGCAGCACCCCACAGAUACAGACAUACAUCCAGAAGUGCACUGCAGACUACAGACUCCCAAACAGAGACAACAUGAAAGCUAUUGCAGCCAUCUUGCUGGUGCUGUGUCACUUGGCCGUUAGUCAUGGUAAUGGAGCUCAGAUGCAAAUCAGGCCAAAUAUAGGGACUGUGACACCAGGAUUGACAAGAGGAAGACCUACAUGGCCAGCUGCACGGCCAGCUGCGCGGCCAGCUGUGCGGCCAAUUGUGCAACAAACAGGCUGGAACUGCGAUGAGGGUCCGCGGCUGUAUAAUGCUCGACAGCUUGACGCUGGACAGGGAAAAGUAGUCGCACUAGACAGGAACAAUUAUCCAUAUUUCCUGAUUGGAUCAUCUUGGCAGCGACUGAGCUCAGUCAGAUUCAGACAUCUCUCAGUGGGACCUGCAGGACUUUGGGGAAGUAGCACAUCGAACAUCGUCUACAAAUACGUUGCUGGCAACUUUGUACAAUCCCGUGGUACGUCUAUGAAGCAGGUGGAUGCUGGAGGUGAUGAUCAACUUGUGGGAGUUACUACCUCCAACCAAGCCUACUGUCUGAGAUGUAGCUCAGCUUUGACCUACAGUGGAGUGGGCUCCCUGGGGUGGAACUAUCUGUCAAGAAGGCUGAAGUACUACACCUGCAGCCCAAAGAACGGAUGCUGGGGAGUGGACACAAGUAACCGCGUCUACUUCACACGGACACUAAACUCUGUAAACUGUGGCGCCUCCGGCUGGACACAAGUGGCAGGGCAACGCAUGAGCAUGGUUGAAGUGGGGACUGACGGAAGGGUUUUUGGAUUGACCCCAGGCGGUGAUGUCUACCAAAGGUGAAUGUCACAGCUCCCCUGAGUUGAUUGUAGGGUUAUUUAGAUCAG
This is a messenger RNA of Epinephelus lanceolatus (giant grouper), 895 nucleotides long. Its product is annotated as fish-egg lectin-like. The record is from RefSeq and is a predicted model, not a curated record. Lineage: Eukaryota; Metazoa; Chordata; Actinopteri; Perciformes; Serranidae.